AUUUGCUUAUUCUGAUUCGAGUUUUACGUUUCAAUGGAUAUAUAAUUUUAUUUAUUCACAUAUUCUAUUCAACUUCUAUUCCUUGUAAAAUAAUUCGUGGUUGUGAUCAUCUUUGCACUAUUUCAUAUUGCCAGUUCAAGCAACAGUCAAGAUUCGUUUACCUAUUUGCUCAACUCGACCAAGAAUUUUAAAUGGAUAUUCGAAAAUACUUCUGUGAGUGGAAAUUCAGAGACAAUUUCAUCGAACAAUUUAAAACUUUUGCAGUGUGGAGAGAUGAAUAUUAUUAUGGAAAUGCAUUUAUUGUUACGAAUAACAACGAAGUGUAUACAGUUGGAAGUAUUAUUGAGAAAUGCGUGGUAAAUGAUUCAUCCUCUCCAGAAUCCAAUGCGGAAACUGACUUUUAUGAACCGGUGAAACUUUCCCUGUUAUGUGGGAAAGAAAUUAAAAAAUUUGUAUAUGGGAACAAACACGUUUUCAUUUGCACUGAGGAAGGCGAAGUUUUUGGUUUUGGAAAUUUCUUUGAUGAAGCAAAAGCAGAAUAUAGAUUUGUUUUUCCGCAGAAAGUGUCUGCACUUGUGGGACUGUGUGUAGUGGAUAUAGCCAUUGGACCACAGGAGCAACAUUUGGCUUUAUGUGAUGAUGGAAAGCUUUAUAAAUUUGAAUUUGGCAAACCCUCCAAAUAUCUGAUCGACUCCAGUGCAGUGGAAGCAAAACCAUUGAAUGUAUUUUAUGUGGAGGAAAGUUUUUGUGUUUCAUUGUUGGAGAACGGAAAAGUGAUGAAGGUAGUCAUCGGUGAUCAAGCGUUUUCGAACUCCAAUGAUUCUGAGAGCAGUGAUGAAAAGUGUGAGGGCAGUGAUGAAAAGCAUGAAAGCAGUGGUGAAGAGGAUGAGAGCAGUGAUGAAAAUUAUGAGAGCAGUGAGGAGAAGGAUAACUGCGAAGUAAUGAUUUUUCGAAACAGUAUCAAUCUAGACGAUCAUCCUAAAAUUACAAAAUUGAUUGGCGGAUAUACUCGCGCGCUUGCUGUAGAUGAACAGGGUCGCUUAUUUGUUACUGGCCAUGAUUACAGUGGACAGCUGGGACUCGGUGGAACUGAAUCUUCAGGAAUUCAUUAUGAUUACUUCAAGCACAAUUCAUUGCUUACUGAAAAGGUUGUUGACAUUGCUGCUAGUUGUUCUUUUCAUCUUUCAGCAGCAUUGACUGAAAGCGGUAAAGUAUAUGUAUGGGGUGAAGGUCGAGGUCCAGAAAUGCGUAAACCUCAACUUACAGCAUUCGAAUCUCUUCAUGAAGUUUUCCUCUAUUAUUCACUCAAUUUGGAAACUUACAAACCGAUAAAUGUUGACGAAUUAUCAGCUGUCACUUCUAAGAUUAAACACAGCAUGACAGAUGCUCAAUAUUUCCUAACGAAUUCGUUUGAAAAAGCCUUCGAUGAUCCGAAAUUCUGCGACUUGUUUGUUGUGGUGGAAGGUAAAACGAUUCCGGUCCAUAAAUCGAUAUUAGCUGUGCGAUGUGAACAUUUCGCCGAAGUAUUUCAGAAAGAUUGGCAGAUUGAAAAACCGAGUGUUUUAGAAAUUGAAGACGGCGAUUUCAAAGUGUACAAAGCUUUCCUGAAAUAUUUGUACACGGACCAAAUGGAUGAUACGCUAUCCUUCAACGAAGUAAUAGAAUUACUCAACUUGACAAAUAAAUAUAAAUUGAAAUCAUUAGCGAAGCGUUGUGUACUGUUGAUACAGCCAAAUAUUACCAUCGAAAAUGUCAUAUUUUUAUACGAAAGUGUAUUUGUUAUGAGAGAAAAAACGAAGAUGAAAGAUGAUAUUCUAAAUCAGUUGAAGGAAUCCUGUGUAAAGUUUGCUGCAAACAAUUUGUUUGCCAUUGGAGUUUCUGACGAAUUUGCUAAGUUGAAUGAAAAAAUAUCUAAAAAAUUAGUCUUGGAUGUUAGUAAACUCAAACAUAAGAAAUAUGUUUCGAGGACGUCGAAAUAAAUAUUUGUGGGUGUAGGUACCUACGUUAUUUUUCAUAAGUGCUUAUUCAUACCUGUCAAUGUGAUUUUUUUUUUCAAUGUGAUUUGAAAAAGACUUUGUACUGUAAUUUUAUAUUAUCCAUUUUAUUUUUAAUUCGAGUUUUUUGUGAUAGAAUAUUGUAUAUGUAUCUAUGUUUCCACGAGUUUUAUACGUUAAAGAAAUGCUGAAAGAGAAAAUAGAAUUCGACACCUCAUCAAUGUAAUCUGAAAAUUCAGAUUUCAGAUGUCCAGCUUGAUGCCAAGGAAAAUAACUCAAUGCCCUAGGAUUCUUACUUAUUCAAAAUCUCCUUGUUCGUGAAUUGUGAAUUUUUCAUUUUUUUCUGCAAUAAGAAAACAUUGGGUGAAAAUUUUUGAAUUUGGAUCGAAAAAAAUGGAUUUUGAACAAAUAGACAAGCACGAAAAUUCAUGGAAAGAGUCACAAAAACUGUAAAUACAAGAUUACAGGGACUGAAUUCAAUUUUGACCUUAUUUAUGGUAUUUUUUUGAAAACUGGAGAAUUUGAAAAUCCCUAAAGGUUCCAAAAUAGCUCAAAACCAUCACUAAUAUCCUCGGAAGAUUGAAAAUAAAGUACCUACGUAGGUAUACUUAGGUAGGUAGUAGGUACCUACCAAAAUUGUGCUUUUGUUGUCCUCUUUGCUGCUAAAUGCGAAUCGUUGAAUUUUUUAUUUAAAAAAUUGAUAUGGUUAGUUUGAGCGAACCUGGGAAUAUAGAAAAUUCUACGAAUGAUUUCCUAUGGUGGUUAAGGGCCGAUUCCGCAUACUUUUUUGCAUAAGCAGCAGGCAGAAUCCUUAAGCAAGGUUCACACGUUUCAAGUUUUCUACUAAUCUUUUACUUUUUCCAUACUUGUAUAUUAAAGAGCUUUAGAUUA
Molecule: messenger RNA, 2885 nt
Organism: Planococcus citri (citrus mealybug)
Lineage: Eukaryota; Metazoa; Arthropoda; Insecta; Hemiptera; Pseudococcidae
Product: RCC1 and BTB domain-containing protein 1-like
Exons: 10
Coding region: 192-1979 (595 amino acids)
Biological process (GO): proteasome-mediated ubiquitin-dependent protein catabolic process; regulation of proteolysis
Cellular component (GO): cytoplasm
Molecular function (GO): ubiquitin protein ligase binding
Source: RefSeq, a predicted model, not a curated record